AUGUACCAGUCCUCGCAUUUCCAUCACGGCACUCCGCUUGCCGUCUCCAUUCUCGCCGACACCAUCCUUAACCCACUCUUUCUCAAUGAAGAACUGCAAACCCAGCGCGAAGCCGCUCGUUAUGAAGUGAGAGAACUCAGCAACAAACCGGAGAGCAUGCUCCCAGAGGCCUUGCACUACAUGGCUUAUCAGGGCAAUACUCUCGGGAACCCGGCGUUGUGUCCAGAUGACCGAAUCGAUUUGGUGGACGGCAACAUGCUCCGAACCUGGACAAAGGAAUGGUUCAGACCUGAGCGGAUGGUAAUCGCGGGUGCUGGGAUGCCACACGAGGAGCUGGUCGAACUGGCCGAGAAGUACUUUGGUCAUCUUAGAUCACCUGCAUUGACUUCAUCGACUCAACCAUCCUUAUUGGUGAAUGGUGGUCAGUCUGGACUGCUACAGUCGCAGCUGCUGCAAAAUAACCAACAGAAGCCCUCACUAUACAAGUCACUCGCCACUGCUGCGACAUCUUUGCUACAUAAUCCGGUAGCUAAUCAGCUACCUGAUUCCUCAUUCGAGGUUCUCUCCACCAAAAAGGCCAACUAUACUGGCGGAGUACUUCAUAUACCGGCCGAGGAUCAAGAUUUCGAACACGUUUAUGUGGCCUUCGAAGGAGUAUCAAUCAAGGAUGAGGACAUCUAUCCCAUGGCCGUGAUUCAGAUGCUGCUUGGCGGAGGAGGUUCCUUCUCGUCGGGUGGGCCAGGCAAGGGCAUGUACACUCGAUUGUACACCCACGUCCUCAAUCAUUAUCAUACUAUUGACCACUGCGCAUCCUUCCAUCACAUCUACGCUGAUACCUCCCUCCUCGGCCUCUUCGCCUCAUUUGUACCACAAGAGUCGAUGAGAAAGGUGCUCUCUAUUCUCGCUCACCAACUUUCCUUGCUCCUAUACGAGAAGGUACCCGCGGUCGAACUCUCUCGUGCCAAGAAGCAAUUGCAGAGCUCGCUCGCGAUGAGCAUGGAGAGCCGACAGGUCGAAGUAGAGGAUCUAGGACGCCAGAUUCUUGUUCAUGGGCGCAAAGUUGGCAUGUUGGAGAUGACGCAAAAGAUUGACGCCGUCACGGCAGAUGAUCUACAGCGUGUGGCCCAUCGGCUCUUUGGACAAGACUCCAAGCCACCUACACUCGUUUCUAUGGGCACUCAGGAUAUAGACGAGUGGCCCUCCAUUUUCAAGGCGUACGGCGUUGGGAAUAAUAUCUAG
This is a messenger RNA of Serendipita indica DSM 11827, 1239 nucleotides long. The record is from the annotation of a GenBank genome assembly. Lineage: Eukaryota; Fungi; Basidiomycota; Agaricomycetes; Sebacinales; Serendipitaceae.